This is a messenger RNA of Dromiciops gliroides (monito del monte), 6293 nucleotides long. RefSeq names its product signal peptidase complex subunit 3-like. Lineage: Eukaryota; Metazoa; Chordata; Mammalia; Microbiotheria; Microbiotheriidae. The record is from RefSeq and is a predicted model, not a curated record. The transcript has a single exon. Gene Ontology annotation, biological process: protein targeting to ER. Bases 82 to 624 code for a protein of 180 amino acids. Gene Ontology annotation, cellular component: membrane; signal peptidase complex.
GUAGCGUGUUAGAGGGAGGCAGGGCGGGCGGGAAGCGAGAGGGAGGGUGGGAGCCCCACCGAACCGAGCCGAACCGCCGCGAUGAACACGGUUCUGUCGCGGGCGAACUCUCUGUUCGCCUUCUCUCUGAGCGUGAUGGCGGCGCUGACCUUCGGCUGCUUCAUCACCACCGCCUUUAAGGACCGAAGCGUCCCGGUUCGGCUGCAUGUCUCCCGAAUUAUGCUCAAAAAUAUAGAGGACUUUACUGGGCCCAGAGAGCGGAGUGAUCUGGGCUUCAUUACAUUUGACAUAAGCGCUGAUCUAGAGAACAUAUUUGAUUGGAAUGUCAAGCAAUUGUUUCUCUAUUUGUCAGCAGAAUAUUCCACCAAAAAUAAUGUUCUCAACCAGGUUGUCCUUUGGGACAAGAUCCUUCUGAGAGGCGAUAAUCCCAAAUUGCUGCUGAAAGAUAUGAAAUCGAAAUAUUUUUUCUUUGACGAUGGAAAUGGGCUCAGGGGAAACAGGAAUGUUACUUUAACCCUCUCUUGGAAUGUUGUACCAAAUGCUGGGAUUCUACCUCUCGUGACCGGAUCAGGACGUAUCUCUGUUCCAUUCCCAGAUUCGUAUGAAAUAACAAAGAAUUAUUAAAUUAUUAUUCGGAAUUUCAUCAACAUCUUUUUAUAUUUCAUGAAUUUUAGCCCAUUGGCCCCAUCCUUUCCCCUUUUCUUGCUCCCUCUUCUUUUGUUCUGAAAGCAAGAGAUAUUUCGACUUGCCCUCAGUUGGAAGUUUUACCGAAAAAUUACGUUUCUUUUGUUUUCGUUUUUUUUUACAAUAGCCAACAUUGAAAACCGUAACUGAAAAAGAAAGGUAAAUGGGUUGCAACAUUUCUUUUUUAAUUGGCCACCUGAAUUAUUACCUUUCUUAUUAAUAAAAAUGGAAAAACCCUCAAUCUUGAUCUGUAAAAUAUCUUUUUGAAGUAUUCUCUGCAUUUCCAUUAUCCUUAUGGAAUAAGAGCAUGAAGGAUAGUUAAAACUUCCUGGUGCCUGUAGAGUUAAAAGAACUCUGUAGUAUAUGUCUUCUAUUCAUGCAAAUGAGCAUUGGAUGUGAUUCUGAUGUAGACAUCCUCUUGUACCCUUUUUGAGUUAGUCUGAUAACCGGCAAAAUACUGUCAUAUUUUGUUAUAUAUUAGAAGUCUGGUUUACAAAAUAGCUAAAAGUGACUAAGUGUCACUUAGGAAGGCCCAUGUUUCUUUUUUUUACAUACAGGUAACCAGCAAUUUUCUCCACUUAAAGGCUAAAUAGCUUUUUAUAUGCUGUAAACCAGUCUGUAACAAAACUUUUUAAAGCCUCUUAAAUAAAAAAAAAAAUUGUCGUUACUUGUAUUUGGGGAAAAAUAAAAUACUAAAGAAAUAUUUUAACAAAUAAAAAUAAGUGGACCAUUCCUUGGACCCUUUACACUGACAAAAUAAAACUUAGACCCCUUGUUUUUCAGAGCUAAGGCCUAGCAAGCAAGCUGUGCCCUGAGCUUGGCAGGACAACAAUCCUUUGUGAUUACCCUCUGGAUGAUCUCAUCCUCUGGGCUAGUCACACAAUUCACCUGGAAAAAGUCGCAACAUCCUGCAAUGAAUCAAAUUUUUCACAUGCUACAGCUCACUGGGCAGACACUAGUAUAAGUAUUGAGAUUUCCCCACAAUACAAUACAAAGUGUCUAUACCUCUUCCUUGCUUGCAUGCCUUUUUCCUCACUGAAAAUAAAACUUUAAUUCCGGACUGAUUUAAUUUAAUCUCUGGCCUGCUCUGUUCAGCUCUGAUCUGGUUGAUAUUUUGGUGUCAGAAGUAGGAUCGAACACAGAACCGGGCCAAUUGCACCUUUCAGAACCAGUAGAAGUGGACUAGGAGAUUUCUCUGGAGUCCAGCUGCUCCUUGUCUGGAGAAUCCAUGAGGCCACUUCUUGCUCCAAUCCAUCCAGAGCUCUGGCCUUUGAUUUAGCCUGCCUUUUCUCUGUGAGGAAAAAAAGCCCUAGGCCCCUCCAGUGAGUCAUCUUGGUAAGAUGGCUAUCCUUUUAUAAUGGCAUGCCAGCGCACCUGGGUUUUUUUGUUUUUUGUUUUUUGUUUUUGUUUUUGUUUUUGUUUUUCAAACAGCGUGCCAGGCACACUCUAGUUUCAUUUGCAAAACAGCGUGCUGGUACACUACUGUGUGCCUCUAGCUUCUGCACACUUCUAGUUAAAUUUUUCAAACCCUGUGCCUCUAGCUUCCUGCAUGCCUGAAUUUGCAAACCGUGUGCCUCUAGCUCUCCUGCACGCUUCUAGUUUGGAUAAAAAUUCCAAACUGUGUACUUUCUAGUGAACCAGUUAAAAUUAUGGUCAACCUGAGAUUGUAAUUGUGCUCUUUGUGAAUUUGUGGUCUAAUUUGUCUUUGUGGAAUGCUACCUGUGUUUGUUGUUUAAGUGGUGUUUAUGUGAAACUGUGUGUGAGCUUUGUGUCUGUAAUCUGUCCUUUCAUUUUGUCUGUGUCUAUAUAAUAUCUGUGUCCUGUUUGUGCUGUCUGUAGAUUCUGUUACUUUGAAAGAUUUAAAAUGCAGCCAGCCAGAAAAAUUUCUAAGGGCUGUAUCUAAAGAGUUUAGGACACUGGGAAAGAUUAAUGAACUUUCAUACCUGAAGCAAUUGUCUUAGAAAGCAGGACUAACUCCCACUUUAGGCUUUCUGUGGGAGAUUGUUAUAAGAAAAGAGGAAAAACCUGCAAAACACCUUUUUCUGUCAUUUCAACAUUGGCCAAGUUGUAAUUACAGAAAUAAAGUGAGUUAAUUAAAGUUUGUAGAACUGCUAAAAACAUCUUAGCAGAUUCUGGAGGUUUGGAGAUUAAUCAUUUUAAGAUUGCAGGGGAGAACUCCUGGGGUUUGGUAAUUCCAGGAACUCACUCCCUUCUGAAAUAUCUUAGAAAGUUUUGAGGUACCACUCUGUAGAAUUUGUUUUAAGGAAAAAUAAGGAUUAAAUUUUCUAAAAGUUAAAGGUAGAUCAUACUUCCUUGGAAGACUGAUAACUUCAUUGUUCUAGGGCAAUGAAGGAAGGUAGCUAAUUUGGAAGUAAGCCCAGAGUGGAAAAAAAAUGGUAAAAGCUUGUACUUUACAGCAACCACUUAUUAACCCUUACUUGACAGUUCUGACCAUGAAAAGAGAAAAGAUUAUUUAAACCAAAGAUCUCUUGUCAGAGACCUUCUCCCUCUUAUUCUGUGAACGAACUCUCUCAUUUCAGAUCAGUGUCCCAAAUACAAGUGUUUGAAAAAAUGUAGGGAAACUUGAAUUAUGUUCUGGUUGCAGAAAUUUAUUAGCUGUCUAAUCUUAGGCAUAUUAUCUUACUCUGCCCUAGUUUCCUGAUCUGUAAAGAGCAAAAUAAUAAUGGUACUCACCUCCCAAGGUUGUUGUGAAAUCAAAAUGAUACAACUGUAAAGUGCUUAACACAGUGACCAGCAUAUGCUAAGCACUAUAUUGUUAUUAUUUCUUUAAUUGAAUGUAAUUGUUCCAUGCCUGAAAACUCUAAAAGUGGUUUUAAUAAGAUCAAUGAUUUUUAUAUGUGAUAAUUUAGAAAUGCAAUUGAUUGUCAUCUGAAGUUUGGUUCAUGUUUUAAAUGCAUGAUAUUGUUUGUAUUAUUGUAUUUCUAAAUUCUCUUAUAUUGUGAAAUUCAAGAAACCAUUGUAAUAGAAUUGCUGUUAGACAAAACAACUUUUUAAUCUGAAUACUAUUACACAUGAUUUUGGCUUUUAAAAGGAUAUGAUGAAAUUAUAGAUAUUUGAAAACUGUUAAAUAUUUAAUAUGUAAUAGUGAAUUUUCAUUUGAAAGUCUUGGCUAUUAUGAAAGUAUGUAAGGUGGUUAAAGAUGAAGCUUCACCAUAUUAAUGAUGAGUCAACUAUCAGGCAUUUGCUGUAUGUUUAAAGCCCCAGAAUAUGGGUAGUUUUAAUUUACACAUGAAGGAUAAAUGAAAUGUUAACUGUUAGGGAAGCAUCAGGAAAGAUAUUCAAGUCUACAUUGUGGUUAGUGAAAUUUUGCUAUUUAAGGUAAAAAUUCCUGGGACUGUGACUAUUAUUUUGAGCUUUGAUUACAGGUAUAGUUGAAGUCAUGAAGCCAAUAGUAGGCUGCAGUCUGGGGACUGCUAAAGGUGUAUGGCACGUGCUGUAGUCUGGGGACUGCUAAAGGUGUAUGGCACGUGCUGCAGUCUGGGGACUGCUAAAGGUGUAUGGCAUGUGCUGCAGUCUGGGGACUGCUAAAGGUGAAUGUGUCUGGGAAAGGUUUUGAGGACAACUUUGGUCUGAUCCAAGGUAGGAUCCUCAUGACUCUAUUUCCCCAUUGUGCUAUUUCCUUUUUGAAAAGGAAAAUUCCCACCUGGUUAAUCCUGAGCCUUGCUUUUAACACCCUAUGAAUACGUGAUUGUCUGUAAAUAUGACUCAUGCCUGGAAUCAAACAGAGCUACGGGAAUUUCCCCCUUUGUGGUAUAACUAUGUCCCUUUUUUCCUUUUAUAGCAAAUUUCUAGAAUCAAGAAGUUUUGUAAGUACAAUACUAAAUCUAUUGAGUAAUAGAUUGAUACUGGAACAUAAGAUACAAGUAUGAACAUUUUACAAGUUUAAUUUGUAUUUGUGGUCAAAAUAUCAUAUAGGUAUGAUAUCCUCCUAUAUUGGCUUCCAAAUGUAUCUAUCAUGUAAAUUCAGGGUUUGAAUAUUUCAGUAAUAGAUUCUCAAAACUGGAUAAAGGAGUUAUUAAUUAAGAAUUAAUUGGAUUUUACACAUAAAUUGUAUUAAUAAUGAGAAUGGAAAGAAAGAGAAUUUUCCCCUUUUAAAAUUAUCUGUCUGAUAACAUUAAAAGGCAGGAAAGUUCAUUUUGCAGUUGAACCCUCAUAGAUUUUAAAAGAUUUAGGUGAGGAUAGAAACAGCAAAGGGAAUAUAUAAACUGAAAUUCUCUGAAGUUUCAAAACUGGAGAACCAAAUUUAAGUGAUUGUCAGAAUUACCUAGGAACCUCUAGGUUUGGAGCCCCCUUCAGAGCUAUCCUGAGAAUAAAGCCUGUUGCCCCAGAGAAGAUAUCUAGGGACCAGAUAACUAUAAGACAUAUGGGACUCCAAAUGUGCUGGUUAAAUGGAUAUUAAGAAUGGGUUACUAGGAUACAAGGAGACUUGAUAUUUGUUAAUAUUGGUGAUGAUUAUUGUAUUGCUUUGGUCUUUUGUUUCAGGAUAUUUUAUGUUUGUUUUCUUGGUAACCUUCGUGACAUGUAAAUUUCCCUUCUCAAAACUAGUCCAUCGUGAGCCCUCUAAGUAGUUUAAUCUGUAAUCUGACAUUAAUGUAACUAUGAUUAUGAAUUUGUGCAAACCCUUAUUACAUUGUUUGACCCUAGCUCUGGGUGGCUAGGAAACUGCACCAUCUCUAUGUGCAAUCAGUUAUUGUUUCUAAGGGUUCCUACCAGCUCCUUCUGACUACUCCCACAGCUGCCAAACUUCUGGGUAAUCCUGAACCAUCUGAAGAAAGCCUCUGCUCCGGAGUGAACAGCAGAAACCUGCAGGGCGCUCAAGGUUUGUCUAGUACAGACCCAGAAGCAGCCGGCACCUAGAUGAGACAGCUGUCCCAAGAUUCCGGACGAGGGCUGAAUAUACCAUCCUACUUUUUUGUUUUGUUUUCUCUUCUUCCCUUUUGUUAUGUGCCCACCCACCAAGGCCCUGAUUCCAGUGUGUGUUAGCAUUUCCCUCACUCCCCCUGCCCUUUUCUGCUUGCAAGCAAACAAUGGCUAGCAAUGAUACUUGGGACAUAUUUCCCCAGUAGGUCCCCUCAAGGAACUGACGCCCUGGGAAACAUCUCAUCUUGACUGAACUGGCCUCUUGUGGUUAUUGGCCAGAAGUGUAGGGGUUCUUUCAGACCCCUCCCUUUGGCCAAAAGGGGGAAAUGACAAAAUAAAAUUUAGAUCCCCUGUUUUCCCAGAACUAAGGUCCAGCCAGCCAGCUAUGCCCUGAGCUUGGCAGGACAACAAUCCUUUGUGAUCAUCCUCUGGAUGAUUCCAUCCUCUGGGCUAGUCACACAGUUCACCAGGUGUUCUCUGAUCAAAGAGAAUAAUGGACAGUCAGAACAUCCUGUAAUGAAUGAAUCAAACUUGUCACAUGCUUGCUGCUCCUUCACUGUCAGUGCUAUAGCUCACUGGGCAGCCACUAGUAUAAGUAUUGAUAUCUCCCCACACUACUUGGGCCCCCUCACCCCCCACUAAGGGUGAGGCCCCAGCACAUAUGUCUAUAGCUCCUCUUGGCUUGCAAGCCUUUUUCCUCACUCUGAAAAUAAAUCUUUAAUUCCUGA